Molecule: messenger RNA, 1101 nt
Organism: Telopea speciosissima
Lineage: Eukaryota; Viridiplantae; Streptophyta; Magnoliopsida; Proteales; Proteaceae
Exons: 2
Coding region: 1-1101 (366 amino acids)
Source: RefSeq, a predicted model, not a curated record
AUGGCGCAUGCUAAGUUGGCGUUGCAGGUUCCGGCACCAGCUCCGGCGUCGUCAUCGAAUGGGCCUAUGAUGUUGGACGAUUCGCAGAACAUUGACUACUCCGAAACAUUCAGCCCUGUUAUGAAGCCCACAACCAUUCGGUCUAUCCUUGCUCUAGCUGUAUCACAAGGUUGGGCCCUUCGCCAAUUGGAUGUAAAAUAUGCAUUCCUGCAUGGAAUGCUAUCAGAGGAAGUUUACAUGGCUCAACCCCCAGGUUUUGAGGAUCCUACUCAUCCAGACUAUGUAUGCAGGCUUCACCGUUCUCUGUAUGGGCUUAAGCAAGCCCCACGGGCAUGGUUCCAACAUCUUUCACAGUAUUUGGUUGGUCUGGGCUUUGUCGCAUCCAAGACCGAUCCGUCGCUGUUCCUAUAUCGGUCGAGUUCGGUGAUUAUUUAUUUGCUAAUUUAUGUAGAUGAUAUAAUUGUGACUAGUAACACUGCAUCCCAGGUUACAGCACUAUUGCAGCAACUGGCGAAUGAAUUUUCUAUUAAGGACCUUGGUCCUCUUCACUUCUUUCUUGGCAUUGAGGCGAUCCACUCUAAAGGACUUCUAUUAUCUCAUUCACGUUAUAUUCGUGAUUUACUACAACGUGCUGGUAUGACGAAGUGCAAACCAAUCCUGACACCUAUGGCAGUCUCUUCAUCCUCGGAUUCAGGGGGUGAAAAAUUUAGUGAUCCCAAGCGCUAUCUCUCCAUAGUAGGCGCACUCCAAUAUAUUACACUCACACAUCCUAACGUGGCCUUUGCAGUUAAUAGGGUGUGUCAGUUCAUGCACUCUCCUACUAACCAUCACUGGUCCAUGGUAAAAUGCAUUCUGCGUUACCUUAAGCACACCAGCACUCAUGGUUUUUUGCUUGAACGGUCUACCAAUCUUGGGCUACAGGCAUUUUCAGAUGCUGAUUGGGCAGGCAAUGACUCGGAUCGCCGGUCUACUGGGGGGUACGCAAUUUUUCUAGGCCCCAACCUGAUCUCUUGGCAAUCUCGGAAACAAAAAACCUUUUCUAGAUCAUCUACUGAAUCCGAAUACAAAGCUCUCGCAGAUGCAACGGCUGAGUUGAUUUGA